GAGCGCACAAAGAAACAUUGGUUUACUUUAAAAUCAGCUGAUCAUUGUUUUCGUUUAUUUUCUUAGAAAAAAAAUUCUCUCUUUUUUUUUUGUAAAUCAACAUAAUUACUAAAUUAUAUCAUUGUGUAAAAAAUUAUUAAUCUUAUGAUAAAUUUAACAUAAAUUGAACAUUAAUAAAAAUUUCUUAAAUAAUAAUUUGCGUGGAUAAUAAUUUUUUUUCUUUCUUUUUGGGGAAAAUUGUUAUGCGCAAGGGCACGAUUGACGUUUCGCGCUCGCGCGUGUGUAUGUGUGUUGUAUAUGACAUCAUUUGUUGUUUGGCUGUGCGCUUUAACUGUCAGUGAUCAGUUGGUUCAAGUGUUCUAACAAAAUGACGCAGUAAACGCUCCUUGUUUGGCCUGAUGUACCUCGCAUCAUGAAACCUCGAUUUUUCCGUAAAGAAGUAGAAACUUGUAUAGAAAAGGACAAUGUCGGCGGAUUCACCAAGAAGGGGGGGACAAAAAGGAGCCCUGGUGAUAACGCCUCAGCCAAUCAGCGAUCGUACCAUUAUAGACAGUGUGGCUGGUAUUAUUAAUGACAUUGUUCCCCAAGCCUACACUGGCGUACCAAAUUCAGACAACAAAGAAUCUAUAACAUGGGCGAGAUUCGAAUAUGCUGAUAUAAAUGAUCCUUCUUUUUAUUCUGACUAUAUCGAAGGAUCUAAUACUCCUCCAUUAUUAUUAGUUCUUGGUUAUACGACCGGUGUGCAGGUAUGGUUAGUGUCGGCAACUGGAGAAGCAUCUGAGAUUUUAUCAUGGCGACAGGGUGUUGUACGUACUUUGAGAGUAUUGUCAAAUCCAAAAGUCGAUGACGAACGAAAUGAUCCUUUUAAAUCUAAACGACCACUGGUUGCAAUAUGUGACUCAGCUGGUCCUGGACCACAAUUCUGCAGUGUCAGUUUUAUUUCCAUGAAAACUGGGGAGCAAGUUAAGAGCAUAAAAUUCAAAAAUCCAGUAUGCGACGUCCUCGCUAAUAAGAGAUCAGUCGUUGUCACAUUUGUUGAAAAGAUCGCUGUUUUUGAUGCUCGAACACUUGAGGAUGUUUUUACUGUUACCACAUGCUAUCCAAGUCCAGGUCCAAAUCCUAAUCCAGUUUCACUUGGCACAAGAUGGCUUGCUUACAGUGAAAAAAAAUUGAUACUAGCUAGAAGAAGUAGUGGUGGAAGUGAAGGUGAAGGUGUACAAAGUUACACAGCAGCUGUUCUUUAUGCAGCAAAAUCACUUGGCAAGGGAUUACGGGGUUUGGGAGAAACGGUAGCAUCAAGUCUAACAGGAAAUUCGGUAUCGCCAAUGGUGGUUAAUAAUACCGGUACUGAUGUGACACAACCGGGUGUUGUAACAAUUCUUGAUCUUCAAGCAGCAAAAGAGGAAAAAGAUUUAGAUAAAACCAUAGAAACGGUUGUUGCACAUUUUACCGCUCACAAUGAUGCAAUUGUUGCAAUGACAUUCGAUCUUACUGGAUCGUUAUUAAUGACCGCUGACAAACGUGGGCAUGAUUUUCAUAUUUUUCGAAUACAACCCCAUCCAGGUGGUCCUUCACUUGCCGCUGUUCAUCAUUUAUACGUACUACAUCGUGGCGAUACUACGGCAAAAGUUCAAGAUAUGACAUUUUCGAGUGACACACGUUGGGCAGCAAUUUCAACAGUUCGUGGCACAACUCAUGUAUUUCCAGUGGCGCCCUAUGGCGGUCCUGUUGGAGUUCGAACUCAUUCAACACCUCAUGUUGUCAAUAGACUAUCGAGAUUUCAUCGAAGUGCAGGUCUAACUGAUGAUAGUACUAGAUCACAUUCUCCAGUUUCUUAUGCUGAACUGCCUCUAUCCGUUUAUCCUUAUACAAAUCCUAGACUUCCACCUUAUCCUCAUCCAACAAUUUUACAUCCAUUGGCACAAAUUCGACAACCAUCGACGUUAAAUCAUGUCAACAGCCAAUCACAAACAAGUGGAAGACCACAGCCAAAGCAAAGAAUAUCACAUUCAGAUGAAAGUGUGACAUUACCAUUAAAAAUUUGCGCUUGCUUUGCACCACCUCGAGCUUGGAUUUACGCACAACGUGAUUCCUCCAACAAAGUUACGAAAAAAGCUGUUGAUUCACUAUUUAUAAUGGCUUGCCAUGGAAAUAUGAUUCAAUAUGAUCUUGAGCCAAAGCCAGCAGCAGGUGUACCGAAGGAAAAAGUUUGUGAUGAUACUUCUAUUGAAUUAGAAGUGGAAGCAAAAGGACAAUGGCCACUUUUACGUUCUCCCGGUUCAAUGGAAAUUGUCCCUCCUUUGCUUCCCUCAAGUCAAUUUUUAGGUGUAUCCAUGUUACCUAAAAAUUUACAACAACUUGAAUCUGAUGAGGAUCGAUGGCUUAGUCAAGUUGAAAUUGUAACACACGCUGGACCUCAUAGAAGACUUUGGAUGGGGCCUCAAUUUGUUUUUAAAACUUACAACGCACCUAGUGGAGUUGCUGUUAAUUUGGUUGAAGCGGAAACAGUUGAAAUUUCUGUUUCGAGCGGAUCUCGUCCGGCAAGAUCAAAUCCUGUUAAUAUGCCGCACGCAGCUAGUAGACCUUUGAUGCCUGUUGUCAUCGAUGGUUCUGGAAGCAGUUAUGAGCAAUCGCCAAGAUUUAUGGAAGCCUAUGGUGAUUCAUUAGAAAAUGAAAAUAUUGGAAUAGUCAGUGGUGAAAAUCAACUUCGAGAAGAUCUAGCUGAAGCAAUGUUGGAAACAUCAGCAGCUCCACAUCGAGGACCGGGGAGGCGAUUGGUUAUUGAAAGGGUGGGACAGCCGGUAGCUAAAGUUGUCAACCCGUUGGGCACCGUGAUAACAGUAUCUGCCGACGAAGAGGACAUUAGUUUUAGCCAGGAUUGUGAACUAAAUGAAGAAACAACACCCGAACCUCCACGUAGUGUUUGCGCUGAGGAGGGUCCAACUUCAUUAACUGAUUUCGUCAACGAGGGUCAAAUACUACGCACUCAUACCGAGAUAUGCGCCGAAAUGAGAACAGCAAAUGAGCCAAUAAUUGAUAGUGUACCCGAUGAUUAUAUAAAAGAAGUUAAAGAAAAAAAAACACUUUGCGCUGAAGUUGCUGAAUUAGGUAAAUGUUCAAUAUUUGAACGUGAGGAUUCAUUUCGUGAUGUGCCUACAAGUUUAAGUUUAUGUGCUCAACAAGGUGAAAUACCCGAUAGUCCAAUGACACAGGCAAGAGAUAAUGCAUGGAAAAUAAAAACAAAUGAUCAAGAGAGAAAAUUUGCUAAGGCAAAAUAUGUUGUUAAUUAUGAUGACGAUAGUGUUGUAUUAAUGGAAAAUAAAACAACACGAAGAAAUGUGAAAAAAAAUAAUAAUGUGAAAAUUAUUGAGAAAUCAUUACGUGAACCGAAAUAUUUACUUAAGGAAAAUGAGGAUAGUAUUGUUGUUGAAGAUCUUGUGGAGAAUAAAAAAAUUGAGGAAAUUAAAAAAAGAAGUGAAAAUAAAGAUUAUUUUGUACCAAUUGAAACGCCAAUGAAAUUGGGAAAUUUUGAUGUUGGCGAUGAUUUUACAUCAAUGGAAUAUCAUAUGGUUGAAAUUGGUUCAAAUCAAUGGGAUGAUAUUCAUGAAAAUUUGGAUAAAAAUUCAUCAAUUUUACGUAAAUCAAGUAAAAGUACAAUUUCUGAUGAUGAUAUUGAACAUAUACAUUCAACAGAAUUGGAAGAAGCACAAAAAGCUGAGGAAAUUGAAUUAAAAUUAAAAGAAGAUGAUUUAAAAUUAGAAAAUCAAGAAGAAAAAGUAAUGAAAAUAUUAUCAUCCGACGAUGAUUUAGAACAUGUUCUACAUUCAGAAUUGGAUUUAUUAAAAACAGAAGAUUUAGUUGUUAUUGAAAAUCAAGAAAAAAUUAAUGAUAAAACGGAAAUAGAUGAAAAAAUUGUUCAAUUAUCAAAACAAGAGGAAAUUAUUGAUAUUGAUAUAAAAGGUGAAAGUUCAAUGAAUCAAAAAUCAAUGGAAAUUAUUGAUAAUAUGAAAAUUGAUGAGAAAAAAAUUAAAAAAUUACCAUCAACAAAAAGACAAUCGGAAGUUGAAAUAAUUGAUAUUGAUGCAAUGCACAAAGCUGAAAUGAAAGAACCAUUUAUUCCUGAAUGUAAAAUUCUCGAAGGUGGUGGUACAAAGAAAAAGAAGAGGGGUAAGAAAAAUUUUGACGAUUCAUUGAAUCAAAAAAUGGAGAAAAAAUUACCAAUUGGUUGGAAUUUGACGAAACAAAAGGAAAGCAAUUGGAAUUCAAUGAGAAAAAAUAAAUCCGAAGAUAGAGAAAUUGUAAAAAUUGUUGAAAAUAAAGAAGAUGAAAUUUUGAAAUUUUGUGUUGAAAAUUUAGAAUUUUCUGAUAAUAAUUCACAAAUGGAAAGUGAUUUACAAACAUUGAAGGAAAUUACAACACAACAAAAUAAAUUCGAUAAUGUAUUAGAAAAAGAUGUUAAAUUAGAGAAUGAUGAUAUUAAAUUAGAGAAAGAAAUUAUUAAAUUAGAGAAAGAAAAUAUUGAAUUAGAAAAGGAAAAUAUUAAAUUAGAAAAAAAGGAAUUAGAGAAAAAAGAAUUGGAAAAGAAGGAAUUAGAAAAAAAAGAAAUAGAAAAGAAAGAAAUAGAAAAGAAAGAAAUAGAAAAAAUAGAAAAGAAAGAAUUAGAAAAAAAAGAAAUAGAAAAGGAAUUAUUAAAAAAAGAAUUAGAUAAAAAAGAAAUAGAAAAAUCUAAUUCCAUUGAUCUGACAUUAAAAGAGGCUGUGAUAGAGAUGAAAAAUUCUCAAACAGAUAUAACAACAAUUAAUAUUGAUUUAGAUGUGAAGAAAGAAAAUUUUACAAAUCAAGAGCAAUGCGAUUUAGAGCCUGAAAAAAGAAAUGAUUCUGAUCCGGAAAAAAGAAGUGAUUCAGAAACGGAGAAUAAUAUUAAGGAGAAUUCAAGUUCAUCGGAUGAUCCAAAUGCAAAUGUUAUUCCAAUGGAUACUGAAGAGGAUGUUGCGAUAAAAGAAAUGAUUAAUAGAGGUACAACAACAACGACAGGGACAACAACAACAACAACAACAACUACAACUACAACAACAACAGCAUUGACAACUGAUCAAGAAGUGGCAACGGUGACAAAGAAGUUUGGUAGAACGAAGAAAAAAAGACGCAGAUGAGUAGAGGGUUGCGUUGAUGUACGAAGAGCGAGCCUUGCCUUAUAUAUAAUUUUAAUGCAAUUGGCAGGGGUCGACUAGUAAAUGGUAUAUAGAAAGAAAAAAAAAACAAAAAACUAGAGAGUGCUUAGAAAAAAAAAAAAUAAAUAACGUUACUUUCCUAA
Messenger RNA from Leptopilina boulardi, 5314 nucleotides. RefSeq lists its product as uncharacterized. Bases 465 to 5153 code for a protein of 1562 amino acids. The record is from RefSeq and is a predicted model, not a curated record. Gene Ontology annotation, cellular component: cytoplasm. Gene Ontology annotation, molecular function: protein binding. Gene Ontology annotation, biological process: autophagy; response to starvation. NCBI's taxonomy places the organism in Eukaryota, Metazoa, Arthropoda, Insecta, Hymenoptera, Figitidae. The transcript has 11 exons.